AUGGCUAUCGGUGGUUUGAUUUCGAACCGGAAUUUCGGUUCUUUUAUAGUCUCAGGCAAAGUCUGUCCGACUGAAAGAACCAUUUCACAUCAUAGGGGAGAGCGAUCAGGCAUUGCUUCUGCACGGUAUGCACAGGGGAGCAUCUUCUAUGAAAAGUUGCAUUGUCAAAUGGCUAAUGGUUUCACUUCUGGAUCUUCAUAUCCCUCAUUUCUUCAAGUUGCUGGUCAUUUUGAUGAAAAUGUUUUCAAACCAUUAGCAACUUAUCCCCAACAAAGAAUACGAAGAUGCAAAUGUUAUCUCUCUGCAGAUCCCUCACUUGGCAGUUGGCUUCGACCUAACAAAGGGCAAUGCCAGCAUUUCAAUGAUGUCAAGGUGGAUAGAACCCGUCCUUAUUAUAAAUCCGAGGAGUAUGAGAUAACAGAAUCCGCAUCUGUGGACUCCCUGAAGUCAGCAGAGGGGUCAAGUGAGGCUGUUUUAGUAUCUCCUUGGUGGGAACAGUUUCCAAAGCGAUGGCUGAUUGUACUACUCUGUUUUACAGCAUUUCUCUUAUGCAACAUGGACCGUGUUAACAUGAGCAUUGCGAUACUUCCCAUGUCACAAGAGUUCAACUGGAACAGUGCCACGGUUGGUUUAAUUCAGUCCUCAUUUUUCUGGGGCUAUCUACUGACGCAGAUUGUUGGAGGCAUAUGGGCAGAUAAAAUUGGUGGAAAGCUAGUAUUGGGUUUUGGAGUGGUUUGGUGGUCAAUAGCUACAGUAUUGACCCCCAUUGCUGCAAAAAUUGGGCUUCCUUUUUUGCUUAUGAUGCGUGCUUUCAUGGGGAUUGGAGAGGGUGUCGCUAUGCCUGCCAUGAAUAACAUUAUUUCCAAGUGGAUUCCGGUGUCCGAGAGAAGCAGAUCACUAGCCCUAGUUUAUAGUGGAAUGUAUCUUGGCUCUGUCACAGGAUUGGCUGUGUCCCCCAUGCUAAUCCAUAAAUUUGGAUGGCCAUCUGUCUUCUACUCAUUUGGCUCCCUUGGAAGUAUCUGGUUUGCAUUAUGGCUCAAAAGGGCAUAUAGUUCCCCAGAGGAUGAUCCAGAACUUAGUCUGCGGGAAAAGAAGCUUAUCUUGGGCAACAGUGUAUCAAAGGAACCUGUAACAGUCAUUCCUUGGAAGUUAAUAUUAUCAAAAGCCCCUGUUUGGGCUCUCAUCAUUUCUCACUUCUGUCAUAAUUGGGGGACCUUUAUUCUUUUAACGUGGAUGCCUACAUAUUACAAUCAGGUUUUGAAGUUUAAUCUCACCGAAUCAGGACUUUUAUGUGUGUUGCCAUGGUUGACCAUGGCUGUUUUUGCAAAUAUAGGAGGCUGGAUUGCCGACACACUUGUGAGCAGAGGUCUGUCUAUAACAGCAGUUCGGAAGAUCAUGCAAUCAAUUGGGUUUUUAGGCCCAGCCUUCUUCCUUACACAGCUCAGCCACGUCAGGACUCCUGCUAUGGCUGUACUCUGCAUGGCAUGCAGUCAGGGAUCUGAUGCAUUCUCCCAGUCUGGUCUCUAUUCCAAUCACCAAGAUAUUGGCCCCCGUUAUGCUGGAGUUCUGUUAGGACUAUCAAAUACUGCAGGAGUACUUGCAGGUGUCUUUGGUACUGCUGCAACUGGAUACAUACUCCAAAGGGGUUCUUGGGAUGAUGUGUUUAAGGUGGCCGUUGCACUUUAUAUCAUAGGCACAUUAGUCUGGAACUUGUUUUCAACUGGAGAGAAAGUUCUUGACUAG
Molecule: messenger RNA, 1743 nt
Organism: Dovyalis caffra
Lineage: Eukaryota; Viridiplantae; Streptophyta; Magnoliopsida; Malpighiales; Salicaceae
Source: the annotation of a GenBank genome assembly